ACGUCAUAGUAACAUGUGACCAAUCGCGCGCUUCCAGUGGUGACCAGUGCGGCGGGAGAGGGAGAGAGAGAGAGUGAGUCGGCCCGCUGGGUGGCUGGAGAUCCUGAGCACUCUGGGCGGCUUUUCAGUGUUGUGAGAGCUGCCGCGGAAUCAUAUAUUGUAUGGAUUGGGCUGACUUUGGACAUGAUAUGGUUACUCAUCACUUGAAAGUAACAGACAUUGUGCAUCAAAGUAAUUGUAAGUCUAGAAAAGGUCGGACUCAGUGGUAUUGUCUUAUCUCUAGUGCACGUACAUAACAAUCCUCAAGAUAGCCAGAAACUCCACUCUCAUUUCACGCGUCACCAGUUCAGCCGUCCGUCCUGUCUACCAACACAAUCGGGACCUGCUGGAGUCCACAAAUUUGAAAGUUUAAGUGAAAAAUAUUGUGGGGAAACAGUGCUUAUAAAUAUAUGUUUAGUGUGAAAUUAGAAGACAUCUGCAACUGAAAUCAUAAUCAAAACUUGUCAGAAUGAGCAAGUUUCUUCCUAUGUUUAAAAAGAAGGGGAAGGGGAAGGAGGAAGAUGUCAUUGAGGAAACAAAGAAGAAGCGAAGCAAAUCGCACAAGCUUACCAAAGAAAUCCUCUCAAGUCCGUCCCCUAGUGCUGUGUCCAAGACAGAGAAGAAAAGAAAGACCCCUAAACGCAAGGCCCCACUUCCACAGGGGAAAGAAAACUACCCUUCAGUGGAGGAGCUAGAGAAAGAAUUCUUUAUAGAUGACAAGGGCAUUGUGCGAGAGUGCCCUUCUGAACUGUAUGUUGAUGCAUCUGGUGUAGUGAGGGAGGGACCCAGAGAGCUGUUUAUUGAUAAGGCAUUAACUCUUGAGGAUUCCAACCCAGAAACUGUCUCUGACACAUCACAUGAAGAUUGUUCACUAGCUAAUGAGAAGCAGGAAAAUGGCUCUCCACAGAGCAAUGAAAAGAAUAAGGACAUAGAGGGACUUCCAACUAAAAAUUAUACAUUUGGUUCAGAUAAUAGUCAUGAAACUUCUUUUGAAGAUCCAGAACAUGAAUCCUUAUUGAAAAAUAAAAAAAACAGUGAAGAUGAAAAGAGUGAUGGUGAUGGUGGAGAGAAAACUGUAAGUUCAGAGAAAAAUGGGGAUGAGUGCGUUGUCACUCUACGAAGCUUUAAAGAAACUGCAGCAAAUGAAUCUUCUCUCAAUGCAAAGUUGGCAAGCAGGCUGAGUAUGUCUGAAGAACUACAAUAUUGGCAGGAAGAAGAAGCAGUAAUACUGGAAUGUGAAACUGUAACAGAUUCCAUUGAAGAUAUCCAGAAAGAACCAGAAGUAGAUAACAAAGUAUUAGAAAAUGUUCAUGAGGUUGUUGAUGUAAAUGAGUCUGUAAAUGCCCCCCUUGUCAGUGCACCAGACAUUGCAGAUGAUCAUGUGACAGUAAAAGCAGAGGAAAAUGCUGAGGCAGAGGCUGAGGUUGAGAUUGCGGAGGAGAGAGCAUUGUCAGUAGCACAUGAAGAUAGUCUAGUUGAAACUUUCUAUACCAACACCGCUGACAGUGAUGAUGAUUUUGACUCGGCAAAAGAAGACUGGGAUGAUGAAGACAGUGAUGAAAAAGAAUCCAAAGAAAAUCAAAGUAACUCACAACUAAAGGAGGACUUUGAGCUGUCAAAUGGUAGUGAAGGACUUACAGAAGCUGAAAAUAUAGAAAUGAGAGACAGAUAUGAAGGACAAUGCUCCAGACAUGCAAGCACCACAUCUUCAGUAUAUCAGGAUGCUCCCAGUAGAGAAAACUCAUUAUUUGAUAUAGAUUCAAUUAUUGAAGCUACAAAUGAUGGUCAGGGAUCAGUAGAAGGAAAUUUAACUGAAUCAAGUCAACCAAACAGACUUACACGUAAGGUUUCCAAUGUAUCAGCUUGUUCCAGUGAUAUUUUUAAUGAAGAAUUAGAUGACUUGCUUAAUGAGGAACUGGAUAGAUUAUCAGAGGAAGAAACCAGUGCCGCCAAUUUGCAGAGCUCUGUUGAUGAAGGGGCCUCAAAAGUGUCAAAGGAAGAGUCUAGUCCACAAUCACAGCACCAAAUGGUAACACAACAGAAUUUACCUGAGGUGCCUCAUUCAGAAAAUAGUGAAGUUGCAACUGCAGUAGAGCAAGAAAUUGUUAAAGGUAUCUCCUCAGAGAACGAAAGUAAGAAUGCAAGUGAAAGACCAAAUGAGGAAUCCAUUGAUGAUAUCAUAACUAGUACACCAGGAGAGAAUGAAUCAGAUGGUUGUACAACUUCCCAAGAAGAUAAAAGUUCAGAGCAUAAUGCAGCAGAAGAAAGUGUCACAGGCCGAACAGCACAAACAUCAGAAGGGCUGGACCAGGCCAAGGACAGUGGGUACUACAGCUUGCCUAUGUCCCCUAAACCCAACACAGUCACAGUGAGUGAGAGGGAGCAAGCAGCAUCAGCAGAGCCCUCAGUGCCUCAGGAUUCACUUAAAGAUAGUGGAGAGGAAGAUCGGCCAGUUCCCACAGCUGAAAUGACAGUAUCCACAUCUGUAUUAGAGACACCUGAAGUGCAAAAAUCCUUAUUGGAAGACUCAGUGCCAGAUCAAACAGAUGCAAGUGUGCCAGCUGAACUCUCUCUGUCGUGUGCUGCACCUGAGGAGGGCGAGGAGGUUCCUUCUGUCAUUGAAGUUAAUGAAUCAACUGCAUUGGUGGAGGAUAAGAGUGAAGAAAACUCAGAAAUGCCUCAAAAGGUGGAUGAAAAGAAAAGACCCACGCUAGAAAGAUUUAAAACCCCUCCACCUGACCUAAAAGGCACAGCAUCCUCACCAGGGCUUGGUGGCCCUGUCCCAGGCAGACAUCCAAGAUACAAGUCACCAGGUUUUGGUUGUGAGGGUGGCAGACAUGGUGAUGAGAAAAUAUUGAGUCCUGAUCCUGUGGGAGACAUGUUUCUGCAACAGGCUGUGUGUAUGUCCCAUGAAGAAGCUGAGGCGCGGUUAGCCCAGCGGCGUGCAGCGAGAGCUGAGGCAAGGGAGCUGAGGCUACGGGAGCUUGAAAGGCAACAACAUGAACAAGAGAAUGAUGAAGAGAAGCAGUUUGCUUCUCCAUCGUACUCAGAUGAUGAUGACUGCGAAGAUGAUGAGUGUGAUGAGGAGGAAGAACCUUUGUCACGGACAGGGCUGGGGAGGGCUGCUGCCCGAUCAUCUGGUAUGAACUGCAGCGGCCAGUACUCCCGCAGAUCCUCAGAAGACUCCACCACUGAUGAGGCAGCACUCCCGGCCAAUGUUAGAGAGAUGAGGGCGGAGUUGAAGGAGCUGGAUGAGAAGUUCCGCAAGGCUAUGAUCACCAAUGCACAACUUGAUAAUGAGAAGGCGACAUUAACAUUUGAAGUUGAACUAAUGAAAGAUAGGUACACAGAACUAGAGGAAGCACACACACAGCUAACGAAAGAACAUCGAAAGAAAUGUACUGAAUAUGAACAAUUGAGAAAGGUGUCAACAAAGUUGCAGGAAGAAGUAAAAAUCUUGCGCAGCAUGUUACAAGAACGAGAUCAGUUAAUACAGGAAUAUGGCUUAGUUGUUAUGGGUGAAGAGGAGAAUGGGGAUGAUACUGACCACAUAGAGGAAGAUGAUGAUGUAGAUGACUUAUCUCCGAGGAAGCUGUCCGUGAAGAAAGUGUUGGUGUCACAGGAGGCUGCUGAGCUGCUUUCAAAGGGUGCAGCAAAAGGCUCAUUAGAUGUAAGGUUAAGGAAGUUUGGUGAGGAGAAAAAUGAUUUAGAAGACCAAGUUAGAAGACUGAAGCUUGAACUCGAAGAAGAAAGAAACAAGAACAGAAGAAGAGAGAACGGCUUAGAUUAUGAGAAGCAAAAGGAACAAAGCAAAACUGUAAACGAAUAUAAGUUUAGAGUUCAGAAGGCUGAGGCAGAGGUUUCAACGUUGCAGGCAAAUGUGGUGAGACUGGAUGCUCCUCUUAACUCGAUAUUAAAACCCAGUCAGAAGAGCUGGAAUCAAGUGAAGAGGAACUAAAGUUAGAGAAACGGAAACUGCAAAGAGAGUUAAGAGAUGCUCAGAGUAGAUUAGAAGAACUGGAAACUACAAAUAAUCAUCUUAUAAAAAGGUUUGACAAACUAAAGAAUGCAAGAUCUAAUCUCCUUAAGGAUUUAUCUCAAGACCCAGCGUGAGGGGUUGAGCCAGGGAUUUUGGUUGACACGCCCCUCAGAAAUAUUCUCUGCUGCCAAUCUUCAGCUUGUAAGUCGCAAUAUUUGGUCAGGGUGUGUAUGCAACGGGUCCAUAGCAAGGAAUCCUUCCUUGGUGGUAUGGAAGGAGUGGGAGUAAUUUCUACCUGUUUGUAACUGUAAACAUGGUGUUGAUCUUUUUCCGUAUGUUUUUAAGGAGUGUUAUAGGUUUUCUCUGCAUUGGUAGAGAAAAUUCUCUAUAUAUUUUUUAAAACAACUGGAUAUAGGUCAUGAUAGCAGGCACUCAUGUUUAAGCUCUAACCACUGAAUGUAGCUUGUUUACAAGUUGAAGGCUUGCUGAACACCACAGUUACUACUUAACCACCUCAUAGACUGUGAUGUUUGUGGUAUUGGAUACUCGUCUCUCAUAAACUAUUUUGCAAUGAAUGCCUUGGUGCCUCUAGCCUUUUACAACUAUUGCAGUUAUCUUACUUAAGUAAUGAGAGCUGCAAAAUUGUCUAGGUAGCACUGCUAAUGUUAAUUUCACCUAAGCUAAAGCUUUUUAAUAACCCAGCAAACUCGAGCUGUUGCUGCCAGUGACCAGCCUUAACCUAUGAAUUGCAGUGGAUUUUGUAAUUAGGUCACUUUUUGCCAUGAAUUUUAUUAGUUUUCUACAAUAUGGCAAUGAUGAGUGUAGGAACUGCUCUUUUGAAACUAUCAGAAGCUUAAUGACAGUAGACACUAACAGUAAGAAUAUAUGAUUGAUUCCAUACAAGGAAGGAGCAGAAUUAUGCCAUAUAUAUAUAUAUAUAUAUAUAUAUAUAUAUAUAUAUAUAUAUAUAUAUAUAUAUAUAUAUAUAUAUAUAUAUAAAUAUAUAUAUAUAUAUAUAUAUAUCAAGAAUUUUUUUUUUUUUAUACUAUUUAUUAGGAACAUUAUUUCUAAAGUAGCUUUUGGAAUUUUUUAUAUAGAGUUCUAGGUGUGUUAAUUUAUAUUUCUGAUGCUUUCUCAUAACCAAUUUCCUUUUUUUAGAGUAAUAUUCAGUAACUAGCAAGGAACUGUUAUUCAGUUUGAAUCAUGAUUUUCCUUUUUAUUCAUGCAUCAAUCUUAAAGGCUUAUUCACUUCCUGUAUGGACUGUUUUGAAACUGUUUGGAAGUGUCUUGAACAAUGUGAUCAACAAAGUCUAAUCUCUGUCCAUAAUUCUCAAUGCCGUGACAUAGUGCACCAAACAACUACAUAUUAGUUAACAAGGUUGGUUCAAAGGUUUAUUUAUAUUGGUGUCCAAAUAUUCUCUUGUUACUUUGUUAUUGUUGUUUUAGUGAGAUGUGUAUAGAGAAGUGAGACAGAUUGACUGUGGCCAUAGCUAGUCCUCCUCUCCCCAAGUGAGCACAAAACCUGUACCAUGUGCAUUAUUUAUUGUUAUACACUUGAGCUGUUUGGGGGUUUUACAUUGAAUACAAAUUGCUAACAGGAAUUAUUGUUAUAUAUAUAUCCAUACUGUUUUGUAAAUCCAUGACUUGCACAUUUUACAUAGAAAUAUUUAUUCUUGAAAUAGGAUUGCAUUUUUCUUCUUUUUUUUUUUCUGUAUUUUUUCUUAUUAAAGCAGCUGCAUUUUUUUUUCUCACGAUUAUUAUUAUUAUUACUAUUAUUGUUUGUUUUAUUCCUAACAGAAAUAGAAAAUAAAGCAUGUAAAAUUAUGAUGUUUUACAUAUAGCAAUUUUCAUAUUCUGUAUGAAUUUGUAUCUACACAAUCACUGUAAUAGUGAACUGUUAUUAUCUUCUCCACAUUUGGUGGAUCUCUCUCUCUCUCUCUCUCUCUCUCCAUCUCUCUCUCUCUCUCUCUCUCUCUCUCUCUCUCUCUCUCUCUCUCUCUCU
Messenger RNA from Scylla paramamosain (green mud crab), 6020 nucleotides. Its product is annotated as probable serine/threonine-protein kinase kinX. Gene Ontology annotation, biological process: regulation of DNA-templated transcription. The record is from RefSeq and is a predicted model, not a curated record. The transcript has 12 exons. Bases 509 to 3997 code for a protein of 1162 amino acids. Lineage: Eukaryota; Metazoa; Arthropoda; Malacostraca; Decapoda; Portunidae.